GAGGAACGCCUGAGGACAAGAGGAAGACGAGGUUCAGGGAAAGAAAGUCGACGAGAAGAAGCGGGCAGUCGGAGCCGCUGCAGAAUCCAGACCACGAAGCUUUGAAGAUGGAGCUACUGUUUGUGAUUCUUUUGAUCCUCUGCAAAACCAGUGACAUGCUCUCUACCAACAACGCCUCAGAUAUGAAUCAGCAGACUGGGAUUAGGACCGCUGAAGUUGGAGAGACAGUGACUCUAACCUGUUCCUGUAAGCAUGAUUCUGUAAAUUACCUCCUUUGGUUUCACCAAAGCCCGGGUGGGAAGCUUCACAUCGUAUCAAAGUGGAUGAGGCACCACACGGAAGUUAAAAUUUCCCUUGCACACAAAAAAAGAUUUCAAGUUGUUGCACACUCCGCAAAUGGCGUCAACGAUCUGAUGAUCUCAAAUCUUCAGCUUUCAGAUUCAGGAACGUAUUACUGCGCUAUUCUGAGAUACGUUGAUCUCGUGUUUGGACAAGGAGUAUUCCUCCAUGUCAAGACAUCCCCGUCAAAAAACACAAAGUUGCUCUUUCAUCAACCAAAGCUGAAACUACUACACCUCGGAGAGUCUGUGAACCUGAGCUGCAGGAUCUAUGCUGAACCCUGUGCAGCAGAACCGGCAGUUUAUUGGUUUUCAUAUGCCGGGUUGAAACCCGCACUCCUGUAUCCCAGUGACAGUCACUGUACAAGCGGCUUAAACGGCACAUUUCGUGGUAAAUAUUGCACUUCCUACCUCGUGCUAGAUCUGGUGAGGUCCUCAGAUGCAGGAACCUACCACUGCGCUCUGGCUUCCUGCGGUGUGGUUGUUUUUGGAGAGGGAACAAAGAUAGAAAUUGUAGUCCCGCUUCUCCUGGUGUAUUGUCUGAGUGUCGCUCUGGCAAUAUCUAUCAUCGGGGUCCUUGUUUUGUCUUCCUUCAUGUACAAGCUGCAGUUAAAUCUCAAGAGUGCCUGUGAAGGAGUUGAUGCCAAAGAGAGAUUUCCUUCGACCAGAACAGCUGUGCAGGAGCGUGAGCCAGGAAGUCUCCAUUAUGCUGCAGUGAAUCUGAAGAGGAGCAAAGAACAGCAGCUUCGAGGGGACCCAGAAGAGGCUUGUGUGUACUCCAGAGUAAAGAGCCCAAAGGACUAAAUGUCUGAAGCAAGAAAACGACAACUCACACCAUUGAUUUAAGCCUGUUUGAAUGUGGUGCAAUGUUUGCCAAAUGAGCAUUGCAAGUGCAGCACCGCUUCGAGAAACAAUAAAAUGUCAAAUUAA
Messenger RNA from Xiphophorus couchianus (Monterrey platyfish), 1268 nucleotides. RefSeq lists its product as uncharacterized. NCBI's taxonomy places the organism in Eukaryota, Metazoa, Chordata, Actinopteri, Cyprinodontiformes, Poeciliidae. The record is from RefSeq and is a predicted model, not a curated record. The transcript has 6 exons. The coding region runs from base 108 to 1142 and encodes 344 amino acids. Gene Ontology annotation, biological process: response to bacterium.